ACUAACUACUGUUGUGAUAUUCUUAAAGAACUUGAUAAUAAAUCUAAUAUCCAUCCAUUUUACAAAUAUUAUGAAAUGGAAGUUUCAGAUAAGACUAUAAAAAAUCCAAUGGAUCUAUUUACUAUAAAUUCAAAAUUAGAAAAUAAUCAAUACAGAAGUACAGAAGAAUUUGAAAAAGAUAUUCGUCUUAUAUUUCACAAUUGUUAUACAUAUAAUGAUGUAGGAAGUGAAAUAUAUUGUUUGGGAGAAGAAUUAGAAUCAGAUUUUAAUAAAAUA
Rhizophagus irregularis DAOM 181602=DAOM 197198 is the source of this 276-nucleotide messenger RNA. RefSeq lists its product as uncharacterized. NCBI's taxonomy places the organism in Eukaryota, Fungi, Glomeromycota, Glomeromycetes, Glomerales, Glomeraceae. The record is from RefSeq and is a predicted model, not a curated record. Gene Ontology annotation, molecular function: protein binding.